AUGGCAUCUUCUUCCUCCAAAUUGACUCUGAAAUUGCUUAUUGACUCAAAGCGUGAGAAGGUGCUGUUCGCAGAAGCAUCAAAACCGGUUGUAGACUUUCUCUUUAACUUGCUAUGUUUGCCCAUUGGUACUGUCAUAAGGAUUCUGAGCAAGAAUAAAAUGGUUGGAAGCAUAGCAAAUCUGUAUGAGAGUGUUGAAAAUCUGGAUCAAAGUUACAUGCAACCACACCAACAUAAGGAUCUACUGUUGAAGCCAAGUGCCUCCGUUUCUUCACAAAUCUCUGGUCUUCUUCCUUCAAUCAAUGGCACUUCUUCCAACAACGCCACGGAUGUGUUAUACAGGUGCCCAAAUCACUAUAUUUACCUCACAUCUAAUAACACCGCUCGCUGUCCUGACCAUUAUUGUGGGCUUACUAUGAACAUUCAAUUUGUUGGUCAAAAGGUUGCAAAUGUUCAAAAUUCUGCCGACAAGAGUGGUUUUGUGAGAGAGGUAGUAACUUACAUGGUGAUGGAUGAUUUAGUGAUUCAGCCCAUGUCAAGCAUAUCAAGCAUUACUUUACUUAACAAAUUCAACAUCAAAGAGGUGGGUGCAUUGCAAGUAAAGGUGGUCGAGUUAGACAUGAACAAGGGUGUCGAUCUUCUAAAGGCUUCUCUGCAGUCGAAGACGGUUUUGACAGAUAUUUUUCUAAAGAAGAAAUAG
Messenger RNA from Vigna unguiculata (cowpea), 699 nucleotides. RefSeq lists its product as uncharacterized. Lineage: Eukaryota; Viridiplantae; Streptophyta; Magnoliopsida; Fabales; Fabaceae. The record is from RefSeq and is a predicted model, not a curated record.